AUGGCACGAGACGACGACGGAACGGUGGCCAUGCCCCGUCUAGAAGAUAUCCUCCGCCACCCUGAAGACCUCGAUAAGAUCAUGGGCCUGAAAGCCGAAUACUCGCGCAAGAAAGCGGCCGUGGAUUCCCAGCUACGGGAAGGACUGCGCGACCAACUCGAGACCGUGCAGCGCAGCAUCAACGCCCUCACGGAAGGCCAGCGACAGGUCUCCAAGACGAAAGACGAGCUUCAAGGCAUUGACAAACUAUGCGCGGAGUCGCAGACGAGCGUGGAGGAUUUCUCGCAGAUUGACAAGCUGGCCAAGGUGCAGAGGAAUUUCGAGGCCACGUUAACGAUGAAGAAAGGGCUGGAGGAGUUCAGUGAGAAUCUUGCGGUGGUUGAGGACCUUCUGCGCGAGGACGAUGACGAUUUGGAGAACCAACCUAAUCUGCUGCGCGCUCAUAUGCAGAUUUCGAGGCUGCGCGAUUUUAGGGACGAGGCUAUGGAUCAGAUACGCAAGGCGCAGGAUCCGAGUAGUGAGGAGACUCUGGCGGAUUACUUCCAGGGAUUGGAUGGCGUAGUCGAUUGGUUUGAUGACCAUCUUGGUACGGCGUGCAUGAACUUGAUCCCGCUGGUGCAGUCGGAUAACCCUGGGAUGGUGGUGCGGCUGGCGGUUGUGGUCAUGAACGAGGAGAAGAAUGAUCAGACGGUGCGCGCGUUGCAGGAGGCUCAGAAGGAUCACCAGGACCUGGCAGACCGGUUCAAGUCGAUGAAUGUGGGCCCUAAGACAGUGAGGGGAUACAAGGAGAAGUUCCUGCAAGCUAUCGAGUUCUACGCGCAGAACCAAUUCGACGCAACCAAAGAGGACUUCCUGGCCCAGCCGGACAACCUGGACAAGAACUUCCGAUGGUUCUUCAACGACCUCUACACCGUUCAGCAGGGCAUGCAGCCGCUGAUGCCGAAGAAAUGGAAGAUCUACAAGACCUACACAGAGAUCUACCACCGGAUGAUGCACGACUUCUUCAUCGGGCUGAUCAACGACCCCGAACUACCAGCCGACAACCUUCUCGCUAUCAUUCACUGGACCGAGAAGUACUACAAGAAGAUGAACAAGCUCGGCUGGAAACAAGCCGACCUCAAGCCCAACAUCCUUGACGACCGCGAACCCGAACUCAUCCGCCAAUGGCAAAACAUCAUCAUCCGCGCCGUGGAAGACUGGACCAACCGUAUCACCGAAACCGACCGCAAGGGACUGGUCGAACGCAUCCCGGACUCCCUCGAUACCAACCCAGAAGGCUGCUUCCGAACCAAGACCCUGCCCGACAUGUGGCGCAUGCUGCACGAGCAAAUCAUGGCCUCGGGCGCCUCCUCCCGCACCGACGUCGUCGAAGGUAUCAUCGACGCCAUGUUCCGCGUCCUCAAAGCCCGCCAAGUCGCCUGGCAAACCCUCAUCGACGAAGAAUGCGCCAAAUACAAAGCCCCCGGCGGCGACCUUCUGGACGGCCUCCAACUCCUCCAAGACUGGCUCGUCGCCGUCGCCAACGACCAAAUCGCCUGCAUCGACGACAACGAAGAGACCGGCCAGCUGGGCUACCUCAGCCGCUUCAAACGCGACUUCGAAACCAUCGUCGACCCGAGUUACAUGGCCUCCCGAGCCAUUCCGGAACUCGACGCCCUGCGCGACGGCUACGUCGAUCUCAGCACCCACUGCCUCACCCAGUUCGUUGAACUCAUCUUCGCCGUCGACUUCCGCACCACUAUCCCCGACUUCUUCACCCAGAAAUGGUACGGCGAUUUCGCUGUCAAACGUAUCACUUCAACCUUCGAAGACUAUAUGGCGGAUUACUCCCCCGUCCUGCACCCCUCUCUUACGGAUAUCCUGGUCGAGGAACUCUCCGACGAGUUACUCGUCAAAUACUUGUCUUCUGUGCGCAACAAGGGCGUCAAGUUCCGGCACAAUACCGAUCCGUACACGGAUAAAUUCAAGGAUGAUGUCCUUACAGUGUUUGCUUUCUUCCAGAAUUAUCCGGAUUCGUUUGCCGGCACUAUUAAGAUGAAGUGGCGGUUGGUGGAUUGGUUGGUUCGGCUGCUGGAGUCGGAGAAGGGCCCUGCUUUGGUCGCUGUGUAUGAGAACUUUAAGACGGAGUAUUGGGAUUUGCAGCUCUCGUGGGUUGAGGCUGUGUUGAGGACGAGGGAUGAUUUUGAACGCAGUAUGAUUAGUGCUGUUAAGGCGAAGGCGGCGGAGUUGUCGGUUGAGAGGGGAAUGGAGACGUUGAUGAGUAAGGUGAGGUAG
Messenger RNA from Aspergillus niger, 2274 nucleotides. RefSeq lists its product as uncharacterized. Gene Ontology annotation, biological process: exocyst localization; exocytosis. The transcript has a single exon. Bases 1 to 2274 code for a protein of 757 amino acids. Gene Ontology annotation, molecular function: SNARE binding. NCBI's taxonomy places the organism in Eukaryota, Fungi, Ascomycota, Eurotiomycetes, Eurotiales, Aspergillaceae. Gene Ontology annotation, cellular component: exocyst. The record is from RefSeq and is a predicted model, not a curated record.